CCCUCCAUGGCGAUGGAGGCUGGCGCCGCCCCACCCCUCCGCUCCCCCACUCAACUCCCCGUCUCCACCGCCGGAACAGCUCCACCGUCGCCGCUCCAUCCCUCCGCUCCCCCCAACCUCUCUUCUCCCGUCACCUCCAACCCGCCCGUUGAGCAGCCGUCCGGCGAGAUCUGUGAGCAACCACAUGAGCCCGUCCAUGCCCAUGAGGAGGAGCAGGACGGCCGUCUGGUGCGGGAGAAGGAGCAGGGAUGCAGCAAGAUUCGUCAGACGAAGAGCCGGAAGAAGACCAUGCAAGUACAAGAUGCACAUGCCAAUGAUCUCUCUCAAACCGUAGGGGGCAAAAGAUCUGUAUCUCAUGCAAGUGAAAGCUCAAGGCCAAGAAAGGUUGCAAGGACUAUCAAGUCAAAAGAAUCCAAAAAGUUGGGAAAAAAAUUGCCUCCAAUUGUUUCGGGGUCUCCUAUAAUAAAUAUGAUUGCUAGAAGAAAAGUGCAAUCAUCAAAUUUACAUGCAAGAACUCCAAGUACAACCCGGACUUUGAAGUCCCCUUCUUCGCAUGCUCUCUCGCCUACUUCUGGACAUGAUACUCCAGUCUCUUUGCAUGCUCUCUCACCUGUUCCUAGACAUGAUACUCCAGCUACUUUGCAUGAUCGUCUCUUGCCUGCUACUACCCAUGGAUCCAAACGCAGACCACGCAAGUUGACCUCUAUCAUUUGGAAGGAGGCCGAGCCAAUAUACAUUAAUGGAUUUCUAAUGCAAGGCCAAUGCAAGUAUUGCAACAAUAUCUUUCCAGCCUCUAAGGUAUCAGGUACCAGUCAACUUGCUAGGCACUUGAAGCUAUGUGAGGUCAAAUGUUCAAUGGAUGGGGUGAUUAAACAAAUCAGAAAUUCUGAUGAAAUAGACCCUGAUUGGAAAUUUGACCAAGAAAAUGCAAGGACCGAGCUUCUCAAGUUAGUUGUCUUGCAUGGUCUGCCUUUCUCCUUUGUUGAGUAUGCUGGCUUUAGGAAAUUCUGUGCAUCAAUAAAUCCCUGGUUCAAACCAAUUAGUAGAGUAACACUUCAAAAUGAUUGCAUCGCAGCUUACCAUCAGUUUAGGAGUUACAAUGAAAAUUUCUUCAUGAAAUGCAAUCAUAGAGUAUCAUUAACCGGGGACAUGUGGACUUCAAACCAGAAACUUGGGUAUUUUUGUAUCACAUGUCACUGGAUUGAUAGCAAAUGGAAAGUUAAGCAUCGAAUCAUAAGAUUUUGUCUACUCGAAACACCCCAUGAUGCUUGGAAUAUGUUUGAUGUGGUAUUGACGAGCAUUCGUGAUUGGAACAUUGAGAAUAAGAUAUGUAGUUUCACACUCGAUAAUGCGGAAGUAAACACCAAGAUGAUUAGCCAUCUCAGAAAAAAUCUUGUUGAUCGAAACCUUAUCCAUCAUAAAGGAAAACUUCUACACAUUAGGUGUGCAGCGCAUGUGCUAAAUCUAAUAGUGCAAGAUGGACUAAAAACCAUGGAUUCUGUUGUGGACAACGUCAGAAAUAGUGUGAAGUACAUCAGAAGUUCUCAGUAUAGAAUAGAACAAUUUGACAAGUUGGUUCUGCAAGCUGGAAUAGACUGCAAACAUCAGCCUUCACUAGAUGUAUCUACAAGAUGGAACUCCACGUACCUUAUGCUCGAGUCCAUUUUACCAUUCAGAAAAGUCUUCGAGACCUUGCAAAACCAAGAGCCAAGUUACACAUUUGGUCCUUCAGACAAGGAAUGGGAAAUGGUUUUAGAUAUUUGUCAGCUUCUGAAAGUAUUCUGCCAUGCGACCAAUGUCAUUUCAGGCUCAGACUACCCUACAUCCAAUCUCUACUUCCUCGAAAUCUGGAGCGUGAAAGUGGUACUAGAUGAACAGGAAAAGAGCAGCAAUCCUACAGUCAGAAUCAUGGUCAAAGAAAUGAAGAAGAAAUUUCAUAAGUACUUCAUGGAGUCAUACUUGACAAACUGUGUACCGGUGAUUCUGGAUCCAAGGUUUAAAAUGGAGCUUGUUGAGUUGCGAUUGAAAAAAUACUUUGGAGUUGGUGCGGAUAAACAUAUCCAAGAAGUAAAGGAGGCUAUCAUGGCCUUAUUUCUUGCAUAUGGUGCUGAAAUUGAAGAGAAUAUUAUUAUCCAGUCACAAGAGAAAAAUGGUGAAGAAGCUGGUUUGGUGGAUGAUGCCCUUUCAGAUUUUGAUGAGCAUGUGAAGCUUAAGAAAGCUAAAAGCCACAAUGAGCUGCAACGCUACCUAGAGGAAGACUUUCAUCCCCGUACACCAGACUUCGACAUUCUAAAAUGGUGGGCUGUGAACUCUCCAAGGUAUCCAAUACUUGGCAGUAUUGCUCGUGAUGUACUGGCUGUUCCAGCUUCGACUGUUGCAUCUGAGUCCGCGUUUAGCACGUGCGGAAGAGUUAUAACCGAUCACAGAACUAGCCUUGGAGCUGAUAGUGUUGAGGCAUUGAUGUGUUAUGGGGAUUGGAUUAGGCGUGGUGAACCUUUUUGCGAAGAAAGCGAACCUCAUGAGGUUUCGUGAUUGUUCCAGCAAGAAAGGAUGGAAAGGUUGCCAAAGAUGAAGAAAAUGCAAGCAGAUCUCAUGGUUCAAGCAAAAGAGAGUGAAUGAAGAUCAUCCUAGUGUAUCAGGAUCCUAGUGUAAUAUUUUGGAGACUCAGGGAUUUACUGAACUUGGGAUUUACUGAUGCACUGAUAUUCCUGUGAUGCACGUACUGUUGCUUAACUAAGCUCCGUAUCAUUGGUUAUGACUUGUGAAGUGUUGUUUUGAACUGCUUAUACAUAUUUUGUAAUGGAUUUUCUUAUUUGUUAGCUUAUGACAAUUGUCACUUAAACUGUGGAUUCUGUGGUGUUAAAGUUAACCUCUUAAAUUUGUUUAUGCUCA
Messenger RNA from Lolium rigidum, 2892 nucleotides. Its product is annotated as zinc finger BED domain-containing protein RICESLEEPER 2-like. The coding region runs from base 7 to 2532 and encodes 841 amino acids. NCBI's taxonomy places the organism in Eukaryota, Viridiplantae, Streptophyta, Magnoliopsida, Poales, Poaceae. Gene Ontology annotation, molecular function: protein dimerization activity; DNA binding. The record is from RefSeq and is a predicted model, not a curated record. The transcript is spliced from 6 exons.